Cajanus cajan (pigeon pea) is the source of this 2512-nucleotide messenger RNA. RefSeq names its product cation/H(+) antiporter 20. The record is from RefSeq and is a predicted model, not a curated record. Gene Ontology annotation, biological process: regulation of pH; proton transmembrane transport. NCBI's taxonomy places the organism in Eukaryota, Viridiplantae, Streptophyta, Magnoliopsida, Fabales, Fabaceae. Gene Ontology annotation, cellular component: membrane; endomembrane system. Gene Ontology annotation, molecular function: antiporter activity.
AUGAUGUUGAACGCGAGCGCCAUCAAAACGGCGUCGGAUGGAGUCUGGCAAGGCGAUAAUCCGCUGAACCACUCUCUGCCAUUGUUGAUCGUUCAAACCAUGGUCGUUCUCUUCGUUAGCCGAACCCUUGCCUUUUUCCUCAAACCCCUUCGUCAACCCAAAGUUGUCGCCGAGAUUAUUGGUGGGAUUUUGCUGGGACCUUCAGGUAUUGGGCGCAACAAGAAAUUCAUGCAGACGGUGUUCCCAUGGUGGAGCACUACCAUGCUCGAAUCUGUCGCAAGCUUUGGCCUCUUAUUCUACCUUUUUCUCGUCGGUCUUGAGCUCGACCUCCGCACCAUUCGCCGUAGCGGCAAGCGAGCUUUUAACAUCGCGGUCGCCGGAAUAACCCUCCCCUUCAUCUUCGCCGUCGGAGUCACCUUCCUUCUCCAGAGAACCAUCCGCUCUGAAAACCCUAACAUUGGCUACAUUCAGCACUUCGUCUUCUUGGGGGUUUCUCUCUCCAUCACAGCUUUCCCUGUGCUCGCGCGCAUCCUAGCGGAGCUCAAGAUGCUCACCACACGUGUUGGAGAAACGGCCAUGGCAGCUGCAGCCUUCAACGACGUCGCUGCCUGGGUUUUGUUGGCCUUGGCUGUCGCUUUGGCUGGUCAAGAACACAAAAUCACCCUCUUGACAUCAAUAUGGGUGCUCUUCUCAGGAGUGGCAUUUGUUGGCGCCAUGAUGAUCCUGGUUCGGCCGGUGAUGAACCGGGUUGCUCGCAAGUGUUGCGGCGAACACGAAGUGUUACCCGAAACUUUUGUAUGUUUAACCCUUGCGGGGGUAAUGCUAUCGGGGUUCGUGACGGAUAUGAUAGGCUUGCAUUCAAUUUUUGGAGGAUUUGUUUUCGGGCUAACGAUACCAAAAGGGAGUGAAUUUGCGAGCAAGUUAACGAGGAGAAUUGAGGACUUUGUGUCCACGUUGAUGCUUCCCUUGUACUUUGCUUCCAGUGGCUUGAAAACUGAUGUGACCAAGUUACGUAGCAUGCUGGAUUGGGGGCUUCUUUUGCUGGUUACAUCCACAGCGUGCGCCGGCAAGAUUUUCGGAACGUUCGCGGUGGCGGUAAUGUGUACGGUGCCGCUCAGGGAAUCCUUGACGCUUGGAGUGUUGAUGAACACCAAAGGCUUGGUAGAGCUAAUCGUUCUCAAUAUUGGCAGGGAGAAAAAGGUUCUUAACGACGAGAUGUUCACCAUUCUGGUGCUCAUGGCUCUCUUCACCACCUUCAUUACAACUCCACUCGUCUUGGCUAUAUAUAAACCUUCUACUGUAAACAACGGUUCGCAAAAUCCGUCGCGGCUAACAGAUUUGCAAGAGAAGCUUCGCAUUCUUGCUUGCAUCCAUGGAACUAGCGACAUACCCUCUUUAAUAAACUUCAUUGAAUCUAUUCGUGCCACCAACAUGUCUCGGCUGAAACUAUACGUGAUGCAACUUACUGAACUCACUGAUAGCUCGUCCUCCAUCUUGAUGGUUCAACGCAGCAGAAAGAAUGGUUUUCCCUUCAUCAACCGACUCAAAAGGGGAGCGAUGCAUGAGCAAAUCGCCAUAGCAUUCCAGGCAUAUGGUGAAGUGGGUCAGGUUACUGUGCAUCAUUUGACAUCCAUAUCUUUGUUGUCAACCAUGCACGAGGACAUAUGCCAUGUUGCAAAAAAGAAAGGUGUGGCAAUGAUCAUAUUGCCGUUCAACAAAAGGUGGGGAGGGGAAGGUGAAGAAGUGACAGAAGACUUAGGUCAGGGUUGGAGGGAAGUCAAUCAGAGGGUGCUUCAAAAUGCACCCAGCUCUGUUGCAGUUCUAGUUAAGCGUGGGGGUGGCAGAAGGUACGAACAAGGACCACAGACCAGUGUUGCUGCAAGGAAAAGGGUGUGCAUAAUUUUCAUUGGUGGACCAGAUGAUCGCAAGGUUUUGGAGUUAGGUAGCAGAAUGGCUGAGCAUCCAGCAAUUGGGCUACUUUUUGUAAGAUUCACUUCAUGCAAAGAAACGGAGGACGAGAGACGCAACCACAACUCACCAAUAUCCACUAACAACUGGGAAAAAGAGAAGGAGUUGGAUGAGGAAGCAGUGAACGAGUUCAAGGCUAAAUGGCAGGAAUCAGUGGAGUACAUUGAAAAGAACACAACCAACAUAACAGAUGAGGUGUUAUCAAUUGGGGAAGGUAAAGAUUACGACCUAGUAAUUGUGGGGAAGCAACAACAGCUUGAGUCAACCAUGAUGACAAACCCAGAUUUUCGCCCCGAGCAUACCGAGCUGGGACUCAUUGGAGAUCUCUUUGCCUCUUCGAGCGGCAUUACCAGUUCAUUGCUCGUUAUACAGGACCGGCAUUUGAUAAAUCCAAACGAAAGUACUCUCGUUAAGACAGCAACGGCCAAGAAUACUGUGAUUAACAGUACCAUCUGAGACCAAUCUAUUUAUCAUUUUCGGUUGUUCGAUGUAACCUGCAAAUCAAUCUAUUUCUUGCUCCCCCUUGAACUUUUUUAUAUUAUAA